Messenger RNA from Panicum virgatum (switchgrass), 1507 nucleotides. Its product is annotated as dehydration-responsive element-binding protein 3-like. Gene Ontology annotation, biological process: regulation of DNA-templated transcription. Gene Ontology annotation, molecular function: DNA binding; DNA-binding transcription factor activity. The coding region runs from base 278 to 1066 and encodes 262 amino acids. Lineage: Eukaryota; Viridiplantae; Streptophyta; Magnoliopsida; Poales; Poaceae. The record is from RefSeq and is a predicted model, not a curated record. The transcript has a single exon.
AGACUACAGGCCGGGCAACGACGUGAAGGACGUCGCCGGGGCAGCGUCCCGGUAGCUCAGCUGUCUCAGUCCAACCACCAGGCAGCCGCUACUAAAACCGCCCCCUCCCCUGCGCUUGUCUCUCACUCAUCCAUCUCUCUCGCCUCCUCGCGCAGGAGCUAGCAGCUCGAUCGAUCCCCACAACACUGCUACACCUCGCUCGCUAGCAGCAAGCAGGCCAAGAGAGCUCCAGCGUUCCGCACCAGCUCGCCAUUGCCACCGUCGCUCUGGGCUUGCAAUGCCGGACGGGGAGGUGCCGAGCCCGGCGUCGUCCGGGGGCACGUCGUCCUCGCCGCCGCUGUCGCCGGUCGAGGCCGGGGCGAGGCGCGGCGGCGGCGGCGGCGGCGCGGAGAAGCGGGCGCGGGACCGGGUCGGCGGCGAGCGGCACCCGUCGUACCGCGGCGUGCGGAUGCGGGCGUGGGGGAAGUGGGUGUCGGAGAUCCGGGAGCCGCGCAAGAAGUCGCGCAUCUGGCUCGGCACGUUCCCGACCCCCGAGAUGGCGGCGCGCGCGCACGACGCCGCCGCGCUCGUCGUCAAGGGCCCCGCCGCCGUGCUCAACUUCCCGGAGAUGGCCGUCGCGCUCCCGCGCCCGGCCUCCGCCGCGCCGCGCGACGUCCAGGCCGCCGCCGCGCGCGCGGCCGCCAUGGAGCCCGCCCAGCCGCCUGAUGGACCACCAGCUGCAGCCGCCGCCGCAGCCGCCGCCGCCGCCGUAUCAUUGCAGCCCGCCCCAGUGCCGGCUGUGGGUCAGCAGCAGGACGACGAGCUGGAGGCGAUCGUGGAGCUCCCGCGGCUCGACGAGGACUACUGCGCGGAGGCGGAGCUCGUGACGACGACGGUGACGGCGUUCGGCGCCGCGCCGUUCUCGUUCCACGACGCGGCGACGACGCCGGCGCCGUGGUGCGACCCGGUGUGGAUCGACGACGACUGCGCCGGCUACGCCGCGGCGGGGCACGACGACCUCUUCGGGCUCGACGGCGGCGAUCACGGCUGGGCCCAGUCGGUCGGCGCCCUCCUGUGGAACUUGUGAUCGCCGGCCGGCCGGUCUGAUCUUCUAAUCAACAAAUCAGCAGCUAGUAGUACAGUGUGUAAUUAUAACUCCCGUUUUCUCUUUCCCUGCAGAGAGAAUCUGUAGAUAGCUAGAGAGUUGCAACUUGGUAGAGAGUAUUACCACCUCUCAAACAAAAAAAAAAGUUGCAACUUGGUGCUGUGGGGGUUGAAGUUGAAUAGUGGUGUCCGCCGUCUCUCUUUCCGGCGUAGUACGGUCUUUUCGCUGCCUUUUUUUGGUCGGUUUGGGCUCGAACUUGUCUUCUGAAUUUGUCUCUAUUUCUCCUUCUCUUUUUUUUCCCCUCUCCAUAUGGACGCUGCUAUUAUUGGGCUGGUUAAUACUAAUAAUAAUGUACAUGCACGCCAGUGCAACGCAAUCGUUUGGUUUGGUUAUCAAAUUAACCAUCACCUUCUUCAAGUAGUA